AAUAAUAUGGAAUACUAUCUUAGAUGGGAGUACACCACUUUAUUCUCCCAAGGCUCCUCUACACACGCACUGUACUGCCUUUUGAUUUAGGAGAGAAAUUUUUUCCCUCUGAACUUCCCUUGUGCUUUUUUUUCUAUGUUCUGAGUUUGUGUUGACUUUCAGCCUUCCGUUCCUUUUGUUGUAUUUGACCUGGUGCCAAAUGAAAGUCAGCACUUAAGUUAUGAGUAUCAUUUUCUAACACAGUGACAGAAGGAAAACUCCGCCUUCCACACCCACUACUAAUUACCAUACUGCUACAAAACAUGACAUUGCAUCCUUCACCCAUCACUUGUGAAUUUUUGUUUUCCACAGCUCUUAUUUCUCCAAAAAUGUGUUUGAGCCACUUGGAAAAUAUGCCUUUAAGUCAUUCAAGAACUCAAGGAGCUCAGAGAUCAUCCUGGAAGCUGUGGCUCUUUUGCUCCAUAGCUAUAUUCCUUUUUCUUUGCUCCUUCAGUUGGCUAAUCUUUAUUUUUCUCCAACUAGAGACUGCUAAAGAGCCUUGUAUGGCUAAGUUUGGACCAUUACCCUCAAAAUGGCAAAUGGCAUCUUCUGAACCUCCUUGCGUGAAUAAGGUGUCUGACUGGAAGCUGGAGAUACUUCAGAAUGGCUUAUAUUUAAUUUAUGGCCAAGUGGCUCCCAAUGCAAACUACAAUGAUGUAGCUCCUUUUGAAGUACGGCUGUAUAAAAACAAAGACAUGAUACAAACUCUAACAAACAAAUCUAAAAUCCAGAAUGUGGGAGGGACUUAUGAAUUGCAUGUUGGGGAUACCAUAGACUUGAUAUUCAACUCUGAGUAUCAGGUUCUAAAAAAUAAUACAUACUGGGGUAUCAUUUUACUAGCAAAUCCCCAGUUCAUCUCCUAGAGACUUGAUUUGAUCUCAUUCCCUUCAGCACAUGCAGAGGUGCCAGUGGGUGGAUUGG
Molecule: messenger RNA, 960 nt
Organism: Chlorocebus sabaeus (green monkey)
Lineage: Eukaryota; Metazoa; Chordata; Mammalia; Primates; Cercopithecidae
Gene: TNFSF18
Product: TNF superfamily member 18
Biological process (GO): tumor necrosis factor-mediated signaling pathway; T cell proliferation involved in immune response; regulation of T cell proliferation
Cellular component (GO): cell surface
Molecular function (GO): tumor necrosis factor receptor superfamily binding
Source: RefSeq, a predicted model, not a curated record